This is a messenger RNA of Didymosphaeria variabile, 1005 nucleotides long. RefSeq lists its product as uncharacterized. Bases 1 to 1005 code for a protein of 334 amino acids. Lineage: Eukaryota; Fungi; Ascomycota; Dothideomycetes; Pleosporales; Didymosphaeriaceae. The transcript has 2 exons. The record is from RefSeq and is a predicted model, not a curated record.
AUGGCCAGCAAUGCGCCGCAGGAGCCGCAGAAGCAGGCCGGCCCGCCGCAUGCGCUCGAGAACAUGCAGGCCAUGAUGAACCUCCUCAUAACCAGUGGCCGCUACAUGAAAACCGUGAAGCAGGCGCCCGCAGAGUCCGCCAAGAUGCAGUUCCAGCUGAAGCGCGCCGUCUCCGCCGGCAGCGAGCGCUUUCACGAUUCGCUCGACGAGCUUGAAAACGAGAUCCGCCAUGCGCAAGCCGUCUUGCGGCGCGACCUCGCCCAUAUGAGGGCCCAGAGGAAGGAGAAGGAAGCUGCGGCCAAACAGAAGGAGGCAGAGAAGGCGCGACUGGCAACCGAGUCCAAGAACAUCCCAGCGCCGCCGAAGGAGGAAGUCGCAGCACCACCCGCUCCUGCCAAACCAGCGUCGCCUGUGCCAGUCAAAGCCGAGCCUACAGAGCCCGUCAAAGUCGAGCCUGCGGUGGAGAAGGAGCCCACGCCGAAGGAGCCGACCCCGCCUGCAGAUGUGUCUAUGGAGAAUACAGACGACCUCGGGGGUAUGCAAGAGAGCGAGUUUGACUUUGAUGCCAUGUUCGGCGAGAGCACAAUGGACACUUCAGGCGAUGCCGGCAACGACCAAGGCGAUCUUAAUCCAGACGCGGAUGCCGACCUUGACUUCACCCUGGGUACGCAACCGUCCGACGGGCUCCUGCGUGGGCUCGAAGACUUUGCUAAGGACGGUGCGGAUGACACCGCAGGCCAGAACAAUGCCUCCACCCUCGACCUUGACUUCAACAUGACGGACAUGCCCGACUUAAACGUAAGUGCACCGCCGCAGCAGUCGGCCACUGCCACGACCCCGACCCCGAAGCAAGAGGACACUGCGGGCCAGCAGGCUACCACCACCGACGAGCUGAAUCUCGAAACCAUGACCUCUGACAACCUCGAUGAUCUCUUCGACCUGGACUACCAGAAUCCUGAGGCAACUCAAUUCGACGACGCCUUCUUUGGCUUCGACGAGAACUAA